Messenger RNA from Pipistrellus kuhlii (Kuhl's pipistrelle), 1606 nucleotides. It is a transcript of the gene BOK, whose product is annotated as BCL2 family apoptosis regulator BOK. Gene Ontology annotation, molecular function: protein heterodimerization activity; protein homodimerization activity. The transcript has 7 exons. NCBI's taxonomy places the organism in Eukaryota, Metazoa, Chordata, Mammalia, Chiroptera, Vespertilionidae. Gene Ontology annotation, cellular component: mitochondrial outer membrane. Gene Ontology annotation, biological process: intrinsic apoptotic signaling pathway in response to DNA damage; extrinsic apoptotic signaling pathway in absence of ligand; regulation of apoptotic process. The record is from RefSeq and is a predicted model, not a curated record. The coding region runs from base 289 to 1083 and encodes 264 amino acids.
CAAGCCUCGCCUUUCGCUGGCGGAGAGACGCGCGGUGCGCCCCGCGCCCCCCUCGCCCCCUAAGCCGCCGCCGCCGGAGCCCGAGGGGCGCGCGAGGCCCCGCGCACUCCGCGCCACAGGCGGGCUCAGGGCGGGCGCCGGGGCGGGCGCGCCCCCGAGGUUUGAAUGUUAGGAUCGGGAUCGCCGGCGACGGCGGCGAGCAGAUCCUGAAGCCAGAGCUCCUCCUGGGCCCCCGCGCCCGCGCCAUGAGGCGGGAGAGGUGCGGCGCCCCCCUCCCGCAUCUCCGCCAUGGAGGUGCUGCGGCGCUCUUCGGUUUUUGCCGCCGAGAUCAUGGACGCCUUUGACCGCUCGCCCACCGACAAGGAGCUGGUGGCCCAAGCGAAGGCGCUGGGCCGGGAGUUCGUGCACGCCCGGCUCCUGCGCGCCGGCCUCUCCUGGAGCGCUCCCGAGCGCGCCGCGCUCGCCCCGGGCGGCCGCCUGGCGGAGGUGUGCGCGGUGCUGCUGCGCCUGGGGGACGAGCUGGAGCUGAUUCGGCCCAGCAUCUACCGCAACGUGGCGCGCCAGCUGAACAUCUCCCUGCACUCCGAGAGCAUGGUGACUGACGCCUUCCUGGCUGUAGCGGCCCAGAUCUUCGCUGCAGGGAGUUCAUACCAUGUAACGUGCAAGCGUUCUUCUCUGGGUGGUUCUUCUCAACUCUGCCCCUCCCCCCCCACACAGCUUGGGGGUCGGGGAAAGCCUUCCUCCCAUGGAACACCCCGCUGCCCCACAGAGGGGUGCUCAGGGGGACAGACAGGCAUCACGUGGGGCAAGGUGGUGUCCCUGUACUUGGUGGCCGCGGGGCUGGCUGUGGACUGUGUGCGGCAGGCCCAGCCCGCCAUGGUUCAUGCUCUCGUCGAUUGCCUCGGGGAGUUUGUGCGCAAGACCCUGGCAACCUGGCUGCGGAGGCGCGGUGGAUGGACCGACGUCCUCAAGUGUGUGGUCAGCAGCAACCCUGGCUUCCACUCCCAUUGGCUUGUGACCGCGCUCUGCAGCUUCGGCCGCUUCCUGAAGGCCACCUUCUUUGUGCUGUUGCCAGAAAGAUGAACCUGGACCCGGGAGGCUCUGGGCCAGGCGCUGCCCUCCUCCCGCACAGCCCCUCCUCCCGCUGAGCUCCUCCUCUGUACACCAGACCCUGGGGACGUGGGGACGCAGGCUCCCCUGGGCCUGGAGCUGGCCGCCAGUGCCCACCCGUGGCCCUGCUCCCUGUGCCUCUUCUGGAGCCAGAGGUCAGGGUGACCUCCCGGGCCCAAAAGGAAGGCAGCUGGGAACACCAAACUCUCACUUGACUCCAGGGCCCCGUCCACGAAGGGUGGCCAUGUCAGGACGUUUGACCCGAAGGUGACUCGGGCCCGGCCACGGCCAGAGGAGCCGUGGGAUCUUACCGACCCCACAGAGCAUAAGGCUCCUGUGCUGAGGCUUAAUCCGCUCCUGGAGGGAGAGGGUUCCCGCCUGUGGCAGGAACCAGGCUUGGGCCCCCGGCCGACACACCUGUGAAUGCACCAACUCCUGACCUACGAGGACGGGGUGUGUGUUCGAUUUCAAUAAAGCGUCACAGCAGGGAAGGCGA